AUGAGCAGUAAAAAGCUGCAGUACUGGAGGCUCUACCUGCUGUCGCUGGUGUUGGGGAUCGGAGGGUCGUUUCAAUACGGGAUCCAAGUUUCUCUCAUCGCUUCUCCAGCAGUGCACGUUCAGAGUUUUGUGAACUACACAUGGAUGUUGAGGUACGACGCUCCAGUGGACGAGUCCACCAACCAGCUCAUCUGGUCCUUCAUCGUGGCGGUGUUGAGUCUGGGUGCCUGGGCUGGAGCCAUCCACAGCGGCAGCCUCCCGGUCACUUACGGCCGGAAAAAAGCUCUCCUGAUCAACAACGUGGUGGCGAUCGUCGCUGCCUUGCUCAUGGUCUUCAGCCGCAUGGCCAAGUCUUUUGAGAUGAUCUUGUUGGGCAGGUUUCUGUACGGAUACAACGUCGGCCUCGGCCUCAGCGUUCACCUCAUGUACCUCGGGGAGAGCUCUCCAAAGAAGCUCAGAGGCUUCAUGACCCUCACCAGCUCAAUCUUCAUCGGGUUUGGGAAAGUCAUGGGUCAGAUAAUUGGCAUCAAGGAGAUAAUGGGCACCGAGGAGAUGUGGCCGUAUCUCUUAGCUGUUAGUGGGAUUCCUGCCGUGCUGCAGUUUGUGACGCUGCUUUUCUUCCCCGAGGCCCCUCGAUACCUUUACAUCGAUAAAGGAGACACUGAGGGCAGCAAAAAAGCCUUGGAGUGGCUGUGGCAGGAGGACAACCUGAAGAUGGAGAUGGACGACAUGCAGAAAGAGAGAGAGACCACACAGGGCGAGAAGGCCAAGACCGUGAAGGAUGUCCUCACCUCUCGCUGCGUCCGAUGGCAGCUGCUGACUCUGGCCAUCCCCUGCGCUGGUGUUCAGUUCUGCGGCAUCAACGCUCUGUACUUCUACGCCUUUGACAUCUUCCGGGAGUCGGGAGUGCCGGAGGACCAGAUGCAUUAUUUGGCCAUUGGCAUUGGAGCGACAGAGCUCAUCACCAUAACGCUGUGUUCCUUCUUGAUAGAUCGCGCCGGCAGGAAGAAGCUGAUGGGCUAUGGCUAUCUCCUGAUGGGUGUCACCAUGUGUGUUCUUACCAUCAUGCUGUCCAUUAAGGAUCUGAAUUCAUGGAUCCCGUAUGUGAACAUCGGCCUGAUCUUUUGUGUCAUUUGCAUCUAUGGGCUUGGACCUUCUGGAGUGUCCAUGGCUCUCCCCGCUGACCUCUUCCUACAAGCCUGGCGUCCUUCCGCCUUUGUCAUCAGCGGGACCAUCAACUGGCUCGGCAUGUUCCUCGUGGGCAUGUUGUUCGGCUACGUGGUGGAGGGACUCGGACAGUUCUGCUUCCUGAUUUUUGUGGCGUAUUCCUUCUUCAGUUCAGCGUUUAUGCUUUAUUUUGUCCCGGAGACCAAAGGAAAGACGAUGGUGGAGAUCAUGGAGGACUUCAACAAGCUGAAUUACAAAACCAGGGUGGCUGAUGUGGAAGAGACUGAUGAUGACUAUGCAACUAAAUUCUAAAUUAUUGUUUUUUUUUUACUUCACAUAUUUCUUUUCCAUUGUUUGCGUGUUAUUUAUUACUUUUAGCAAAAUUCUGAAAUCAGAUCAUGUGUCCAAAGUGCUCCGACUGAGAAUAUUGAUCAGUAAAAUGUUUUACAACAGCAUCAUUUAUCUAUUUUUUAUUAAUGUUUAAGUAGUUCAAGUCCAGUGGAAACCUUUAAAUGGUACAAAGGUUUAGCAGAAAACUGUCCAAGAUGACCACAAAUGGAAAAAUGGAAAGUCAAUCAUGGAAACAAUUUCUACAGGUUUUCCAGCUUCUGGGGAUUUUAGACAAAGUCUCUGUGUGCUGCAUUAUAAGGACAAUAACAUGGUAUCAUAGGUUAGAAAAAGGAAAAUAACAGAGGAAGUUGGUGACAAUGAUCCAAAGAAAGAACAACACAGUGGACUUCACAUGAUAGAAGAUUAACGGAGUCUAGCUUUUUUUUUUUUAACCCUCAUUGAGCUGAUUUGGGAAGAACUGGAUGAAUUUUCAAAUCAAUGUUUAAUUUCCUUUUGCAAAAAUACCAGAGAAUAUCUGCAAGCUGCAAGAUUCUCUUUUUCCUAGAAAUACAUAAAUAAAUGUCUUUAUUAUUUAUUCGUUCAAUGCAUUCUAGUAAACCGAGAUGAUGUAAAUAUGAGCAACAACUGGAAAAAUGUUUGAUCUUAUGUUCAAAAAUAAAACAUGUCAUUACAUCUGAA
This is a messenger RNA of Stegastes partitus (bicolor damselfish), 2196 nucleotides long. RefSeq names its product solute carrier family 2, facilitated glucose transporter member 11-like. Gene Ontology annotation, molecular function: D-glucose transmembrane transporter activity. Gene Ontology annotation, biological process: dehydroascorbic acid transport. NCBI's taxonomy places the organism in Eukaryota, Metazoa, Chordata, Actinopteri, Pomacentridae. The transcript has 12 exons. The record is from RefSeq and is a predicted model, not a curated record. The coding region runs from base 1 to 1479 and encodes 492 amino acids. Gene Ontology annotation, cellular component: plasma membrane.